This is a messenger RNA of Penicillium oxalicum, 603 nucleotides long. Its product is annotated as 40S ribosomal protein eS7. The transcript is spliced from 3 exons. Gene Ontology annotation, cellular component: ribosome; cytosolic small ribosomal subunit; 90S preribosome. The record is from RefSeq and is a predicted model, not a curated record. Gene Ontology annotation, biological process: rRNA processing; translation; ribosomal small subunit biogenesis. Gene Ontology annotation, molecular function: structural constituent of ribosome. Lineage: Eukaryota; Fungi; Ascomycota; Eurotiomycetes; Eurotiales; Aspergillaceae. Bases 1 to 603 code for a protein of 200 amino acids.
AUGGCUGCCAUCAACAAGAUUGCCACCAACUCGCCCUCCCGGCAGAACCCCUCCGAGCUGGAGACCGCGAUUGCCGGUGCUCUGUUCGACCUCGAGAGCAACACUCAGGACCUGAAGGCCUCCCUUCGUCCCCUGCAGUUCGUCUCUGCCCGUGAGGUCGAGGUCGGCCACGGCAAGAAGGCCAUCGUUGUCUUCGUCCCCGUCCCUCUCCUCCAGAGCUUCCACAAGAUCCAGCAGCGCCUGACCCGCGAGCUGGAGAAGAAGUUCUCUGACCGCCACGUCCUCUUCGUUGCUCAGCGCCGCAUCCUCGCCCGCCCCAAGCGCUCCGUCAACUCCCGCACCAACCAGACCCAGAAGCGUCCCCGCUCCCGCACUCUGACCGCCGUCCACGAGAACAUCCUCGCCGAUCUCGUCUACCCCGUUGAGAUUGUCGGCAAGCGCACUCGCACCAAGGAGGAUGGCUCCAAGACCCUCAAGGUCGUUCUCGACGAGAAGGAGAAGGGUGGUGUUGACCACCGCCUCGAUGCCUACGGCGAGGUCUACCGUCGUUUGACCGGCCGCACUGUUGUUUUCGAGUUCCCCCAGAGCGGCGCUGAGUACUAA